CUGAUUUUGGCGAUGGGCUUCCACGAGAAAGGACGAUCCCUGAUGAAGAGGAAACAGUUUGACGACGCUCUGUGUCACCUGCUGCAGGCCGACCAGCAGUUCAGUAAGUGCGGCUCGGCGCUGCUCGGUUCUGUGGAUAACUUUGCAGUUCUGCAGUUGGACAUCGUGUGGUGCUAUCGCGCUCUGGAGGCUCUGUCCUGUUUAGACGACGGCAGAGCGAGACUCCAGCGAGCAGAGUCCAGCUUCCUCCAAGUGUACGGAGAACAACAACAACGACUCCGCAUGAUCAAGGGUAACACGGGUCGAGAGGAGGUUCUGUUCCUGCGUCUGUAUCUGCUCCAGAGUCUGUUGGCUUAUAUCGAAGGAAACGACGCUCAGGCCAGACAACAGCUCUCCAAGGUGGAGGUUCUGUUCCGGCGUCUGAGUCCGGACGUGGAGAAGAUGGAGCAGCUCAUGACUCUGGGCUUCAGCGAGAGAGAAGCUCGACUGGGACUGAGAGCCUGUGAAGGAGACGUCCAAGAGGCAGCACUGCACAUCAGCUCCCAGAGACAGGAGCGUGAGGAGAUGAAGGCGAGGGAGCGGCAGAAGCGUCGUUCUCGUCUUGAAGCGAUUUCUAUUUUGAGCGGAUUUGGCUUCAACCGAAAAGACGCGGCGAGAGCUCUGAACCAGACCAGAGGAAACGUGGACCAGGCCUACACCAUUCUGUUAAACUCUCGUCAAAUUGCCGAAGCCUCAAACAAUAAUUGUCCCGAGUCAGUGAGUCCAGAGAAAGUGGAACAGCUCUUGUACCUGGGUUUCGAGCGCGGUCCCUCUGAGGCGGCGCUCGCUCUCACACGCGGAGACGUCCAGGCCGCCGCUCAGCUCCUGCUGGAGAACCAGGGCGAGCUCCCUCCACACCUCACCCACGAGUCGAGCUCCUCACGCCCCACGCCGGACGACACCGCCCCCUCGUCCUCCACCUCCAGCUCCUCAACCUCCACCUCCAGCAGCCCCCCCACCUCCAGCACCUCCACAGAGGAGGAGGAGAUGGUCAGUGAGGUGUUGGAGGACAUCUCCCGACACGAGGAGGAUUAUCUGGACUUGACUCUGGAGGAGGAGAGUGAACUCAUCGCCACACUGCAGUCCCACCUGAGCCGCCCCGCGCACACACUCUGAACACACACACACUCACACACACACACACACA
Boleophthalmus pectinirostris (great blue-spotted mudskipper) is the source of this 1186-nucleotide messenger RNA. RefSeq names its product negative regulator of ubiquitin-like proteins 1 (gene nub1). The transcript has 9 exons. The record is from RefSeq and is a predicted model, not a curated record. Gene Ontology annotation, molecular function: protein binding. Bases 13 to 1155 code for a protein of 380 amino acids. NCBI's taxonomy places the organism in Eukaryota, Metazoa, Chordata, Actinopteri, Gobiiformes, Gobiidae. Gene Ontology annotation, biological process: regulation of ubiquitin-dependent protein catabolic process.